AUGGGCAGGACGUCCAAAGCGGCCCUGGAGUCUAUACGAGCUUAUCCACACGGUUGGUAUCCAUCGCAUCUGCCUUUGCGUCGGCGGCAUGCGUCGCAGGCUCUCGCCACAUAUCGAUCACGGCUCUUGCGGGACAAGGCAUCCGCUUGCUCGUCGGCGCUGGCACGCUUUGCACUCAUGGUCGGCUGGUCAGGGCAGCGCUGGGAAAGGGGCGGAGAAGCACAAGGAAGAGAGCCGACCUAUUGCAACGUCCGUAUUGGCAUCCUGGAGGUGCACGAGCCGACCUCACCCGCAGGUUUUGCCGAGACGAAUGCCGGCUGCAACUGUCGCAUUCUUUUGACAUGCCAGAUACCAACCCUCAACCUUCGAGAUUAUCUGCUAUGUAUAUCCUGCUCUGAUCGUGCAACCAACUUUGACGCGCUUGCAAGCAGCAUAGCAGAGAGAACGGUAUCACCAAUCCAACUCUUGCCACCCUACCAUGCCGUGUCCACUGUACACUGUCGCUUGAAGCUUGACGACGGCGGCUGGUGGAUGGAUGACCUAUUGGGCUUGCCGGCAUGGAAUUCGGUCCUUGAUAGCGGCUGGCACACGAUAAGGCUUGAUAUAGAGCAGCGAAGAGUAGAAGUCGACACGACAUACAUUGAGGGCCCUUUCCCGCUUGCGAUACGGAAUCAACGCUACACCGCUGGUAUUACCACGAUGUCUGCCAAAGGAGGCGAAUAUAAUAUGGAAGCACUGGCUCCAAUCCCAUCAGGGCCUGAGCUGGGCUCGGUAGAGGAGCUUCAGGGCCGAUCCGUCAGACCUUUCAACACUAUAUCGACGUUGGCCGUUUCCAUGACACUGAUGGCGACGUGGGAAGCGAUUUGCAGCACCAUGGGUUCCGGUCUGAUAAGUGGAGGACCCGUAUCUUUGGUGUAUGGUUCUAUCCUUGCUUUUAUCGGUAGCAUGUGCACGGCCUUGACGCUCGCCGAAUUGGCGUCCAUGUACCCUCAUGCUGGCGGACAGUAUCAUGUUCUGUCUGAGAUCGUUGCCAACAAGUUCAAACCAGUCCUGGCCUGGUACUGCACUUACUUGACUUCGCUCGGCUGGCUGGCCCUUUCAGCUAGCGCCCCCUUCCUGGCCAGCCAAAUGACCCAAGGACUGCUCGUUUUCAAUUACCCGAAUUUCAAGCCCCAUGCCUGGCUUUCCAGCUGUAUAUAUUGGGGCAUACUUCUGGUUGGGUAUAUCGCAAAUGUAUGGGGCUAUCGUAUGCUUCCUUUGUUGGAGAAACUUGUCAUGAUUCUGCAUAUUCUAUUCUUCAUCGUUGUGUUCGUUAUAGCGCUCGUCCUGCCCCCGGAACGCAAAUCGGCCAGUUUUGUCUUCACUACCUUCGUCAACGAGACUGGAUGGCGAAGCGAUGGAGUUGCUUGGUUUCUCGGACUACUGACCUCAUCAUAUGUUAUGGUUGGUUACGACGCUGCAAUGCACCUUUCCGAAGAGAUGGCAGAUCCAAGAAUCGAGGUGCCUCGAGCGAUGGUUGGUGCCAUCGGCUUCAAUGGUAUCUUAGGUUUCGCUGUCCUCCUUGCAGUCCUGUUUGGCAUGGGUGAUAUCGAAGCCGCCUUGGGAACGCCUACAGGCUAUCCCAUCAUCGAGGUGUUCCACUGGAUGACGCGCGGCAAUAAAGCAGCAGCAACUGCUCUUACCUGCACAAUCGUACUGUCAGCGGCCCUUGCCACGCUCGGUUUGGUAGCAACAAGUUCCCGAACGAUCUGGUCUGCCGCGCGCGAUGGCGUACUUCCAGGCUCUGAAUAUCUGGCCAAGCUUAGUGCACGACACAACGACGUACCUUUCCUGGCGAUCACCUUCACUACCGCUCUGAUGGCUCUGCUUGAACUCCUCAAUAUCGCAUCUACAACUGCGUUUACGGCUAUCCUAUCACUCGCUGUGGUCGCGCUGUACGUAUCGUACCUGAUGCCUGUCAGUGUAAUGCUGUAUCUUCGACUACAGUUACGCAACGAUAUCAAAUGGGGGCCUUGGAAACUCCCUUCUCCGGUAGGACUGAUCGCCAACAUCAUUUCCGUCUGCUACACUACAAUCGUCAUUGGCUUCCUAUUAUUACCACCUGCUCAGCCUGUUACUGCUGUCAACAUGAAUUAUGCUGGGAUUCUGAGGAGCAGUGCAAUUCGAGCCUCGUUCAUAGCCAAGCCAAGCAGUGUGAAUUAG
Molecule: messenger RNA, 2202 nt
Organism: Diaporthe amygdali
Lineage: Eukaryota; Fungi; Ascomycota; Sordariomycetes; Diaporthales; Diaporthaceae
Exons: 11
Coding region: 1-2202 (733 amino acids)
Biological process (GO): transmembrane transport
Cellular component (GO): membrane
Molecular function (GO): transmembrane transporter activity
Source: RefSeq, a predicted model, not a curated record